AAGAAAACUGGGAGCAAACUUCGAUCUUUUGACAAUUAAUACAAUUUAAAAAUUGUAAAAGUGGUAGGUUUUUGGUAGGAGUUUUAGGUUGACUUAGUUCGGUUUUGGUCCUAUGCUUCUUUUCCAACCAAAAAAAAAAACAUUUUAUGUAUUCUCACCUUUAAUUCUGAGUUGGCUUCUGGGCAAGACAGGUAGCUUGUUUCCUGCUUACUUGCAAUACCAAAUUUUUCUAUGUGUAGCAUUUUCAAAAGAACACUGACCAUUCCAAUUACCAAAAUAAAACUUUACAACUCCUAUGUGAGUCAUAAAACUAUGAAAUAUAAUAAUUUUAUAGCAUCAGAUAUUGUAUGUAUAAAAGGCUUUAGGUUUCAUUUGACUCAUUCUGUAAAUAAGCUUUGGGCAGGGCUUCCUGUAAUCCAACAAUGUCGAAACAAAGUAAGUAAACUAAUUUACGAAUACUUUUUUUUGAUAAUUUUUAAUAAAAUUUCUUCUCCACAGCUGUCAAAGUUAUUAAAAAGGUGGCCACAAAGCAGGCCCUUACAUAUCUUUAUGGCUGUUUCCGUGUCAUGGGAAUACACUUUACCAAAAGCCACACUCAUCUUUACCUGAUUUAUGCCAUUGUCAUUCAUAGUUUAACGACAGUGUUUACACCCAUUAGCUUUACGACGAGCUACUUUCGCAAAACUGAUGAGAAUUUCAAUAUGGGUGUGUUCUUGACCUCUGUACAGGCUGUAAUUAAUGUCUAUGGUUGUAUCGUGAAAAUAUUCUUCCUCGUCUACUAUAAGAAAAAAUUGGAAGCUGCCGAAAAACUCAUGGAUCAAAUGGAUCAACAUUGCCAGGCCGAUGAUGAAAUACAGGAGAUAUAUAAUAUACGUAAUCUGGGAAGGCGUAUUAUAAUUGGCUAUGGUAUCGCCUAUUGGAUAUAUACCACGAUGACCUACAUCUCGGCCUUGGCAUCUGGUGUACCAUCGUAUUCUUUAAAUCUAUUUCUUAUUGAUUGGCGUCGUUCGAAAUUGGAAUUUUAUGUGGCUUCAUUUAUCGAGUAUUUCCUGACGAGCUGGACGUGUUUCCAGCAGGUGGCCAAUGAUUCGUAUGGCACAAUUUAUGUCUGUAUCUUGCGGGGACAUGUGAGAAUUUUGCUGCUAAGAAUACGUAAAAUGGGACGAAAAGUAAAUCGAACAGCUGACCAGAACUUGGAAGAGCUAAAAACUUGCAUAAAGGAUCACAAGGAGUUAAUAGAACUCUACAAUGCCAUCUCACCGGUAAUUUCGCGUACGAUAUUUCUACAAUUCUCCAUAACGGCGGCAAUUUUGGGCAUCACACUUGUGAACAUUGCAAUUUUUGCCUCAUCCAUAACCGCUAUGGCCGCCUCAGCAUUUUACAUCGUUGCCGUAUCGGUGGAGAUAUUUCCCUUGUGUUAUUAUGCCAAUUGUUUGCUGUACGACAGUGACACUUUGGCUACGGAGAUAUUUCACUCGGCAUGGAUUGGUCAGGAUAGGCGUUAUCGCAAAAUGUUGAUAUUUUUCAUACAGCGCACCCAGAAGAGCAUGGAAUUGUGGGCUGGGAAAAUGUUUGCCAUAAAUUUGAAUACCUUUAUCAGUAUUGCCAAAUUUUCGUUUUCUCUCUACACCCUGAUCAAACAGAUGGGUAUCAAGGAACGUCUGGGUCUUUAAAGGACAUUUCAAGAUUAUUCUAGCAUUUACCUUGUGUUA
Molecule: messenger RNA, 1712 nt
Organism: Musca domestica (house fly)
Lineage: Eukaryota; Metazoa; Arthropoda; Insecta; Diptera; Muscidae
Product: odorant receptor 7a-like
Exons: 3
Coding region: 567-1673 (368 amino acids)
Biological process (GO): detection of chemical stimulus involved in sensory perception of smell; sensory perception of smell
Cellular component (GO): plasma membrane
Molecular function (GO): olfactory receptor activity; odorant binding
Source: RefSeq, a predicted model, not a curated record